UGUCUGUAGGUCGGAAUCGAUUAGAAAUGGGGAGUUCUGGUCUACUGGUCACAAUCAAACGGAAAACAUUUAAACAACACAGCUAAGGUCUGUGUUGAUAUAAACAUAAUGCACGUUUUAAAGUUCCUUCAGUAAUAAGAUAAUUGAAAAACCAAGCGGCAGAAAGAACUUACAGAAAGUUCUCCACUGAUUUAAAUAUCUGAUUUUGAAUAAGCGAAAUAUCUAAGAUCCUUUGAUAUGUGGGACUGUGUGUAUUGACAAUUGGAUAGUCACCCAACUUGAAGACAGGUUUUGGACAGGGUGCCAUGAGCACAAAAUUCGUACACCGAUUGAUUAUUGGUGACAGGAAAAUGACAACGAUGCAGUGAUGACACAAGUUACUCCUCUCAAUGGUGACCUUCCGCCAUCUUACAAUGACGUGGCUGGGCGUUCUGUUACCCCGACUAACACACUUCAGACCGCUGGAAUCGGGGGAGUGUGGUUUACCCAAAACAGAGCCGUGCCUUUGAAUCCACCACCUUACACAAAUACACUCCCAGGAUACGAUGAUAGUUUUAUAAGUCCCCGAGAUCUUCCGAAGUAUUAUAGAUCGUAUGACCAAGCCCAUCAACGCACACGGAGGCAUAGAGGUGUAUCAACAGUUCGCACAAGGACAGCCAAUAGUAAAACCAUCAUAAUUAUCUUUUGUGUUCUGACUAUUUCCCUUCUUAUAGGACUAAUUAUUGGACUCAGCUUUAUGUUAGCAGAGCGAACAUAGCAUAAAAUGUUAAUGUCUGGCGAUAUCGCUGAUAGAAUUCCUGGUCUGAAAUUCCAGUUGUAUGUUCAUCAAUUUCUAAUAGAUUUUGUUAUGUGAUUUAGAGAAUAACUGGUUUGAAAUGAAUACUAAGGAACUAUUCAUGAUUUGGGAACAUGAAUUAUAUAUGACUUCAACUUAUACCCGAGUGAAUCAAUGUUAAUAUUUUCUCCCGCAGACAAAGUAAUGCAGUAUGCAUUUUAAUAUACUAAAUUUUAUGAUGAAUGUCAGUUCUGCACAUUUCACCGAAAAGGAAAACGUGAAACGGCGUGUUUAAGUAUCAGUUUGAUUUUUCUUGGAAAGAAACUACCAAAUAUCUUAUAAGAAUGUUGAAUAUGAAUCUUUGGGUGUUUGGUUGGGAUAGGUGGCGGCGAAUUCUUAGAAAGAAAUUUUAGGAUUUUAAUAUACGCCUAGAUAUAAAUCAUCUGACUUUGAUUUUGUAUCCAUAUUUUUUCAUUACAACUGACUUUUUAAAUUUUGAAUGCAGGUGAAUUUGUACCACUAACUACCCAUUACCAUUUUCUAAAUAUUAUAUGCUUCAUCAGAUUUAUAUACCAGUAACAUAAAAAAUUAAAAUUUUAUAGCUUCCUUACCCCAUAUUUCAUACAGUGAUUAAUGUAUUUGAUUAUUGCAAUCGACACGGUUUUAUGUUGUUUGAAAUGUCUGUGAUAUUAAGCCUGUGAUACAUACAUUAAUCCUAACAUCUCAUUUACAAGUAUUUUUUGCAAUAUAAAUAGAAUUGUUUUACUAGAAAACGUAGACA
This is a messenger RNA of Saccostrea echinata, 1556 nucleotides long. RefSeq lists its product as uncharacterized. Bases 368 to 757 code for a protein of 129 amino acids. NCBI's taxonomy places the organism in Eukaryota, Metazoa, Mollusca, Bivalvia, Ostreida, Ostreidae. The transcript has 3 exons. The record is from RefSeq and is a predicted model, not a curated record.